AAUGUGACACUUGACAGCUUAUGUCAUAACUACAUUAUUUACUUUUUUGAAUUAGUUUAAAAUUAAAAUAAUGAAACCUGCUAUAGUAGCCGAUGAAAUGUUUCCAGAAGGAGCUGGGCCGUAUAUGGACCUAGAGGAAGCUGGAGGAUCUUCUGGUUUGUUGAUGGAUUUAACUGCAAAUGAAAAGGCUGUGCAUGCUGAUUUUUUUAAUGAUUUUGAAGAUCUUUAUGAUGAUGAGGAUUUGCAGUAGGUAAUUUCUAUAUUUAUCAGGUUGAAAAUAAAUUAAUUUGACAAA
Molecule: messenger RNA, 295 nt
Organism: Diorhabda sublineata
Lineage: Eukaryota; Metazoa; Arthropoda; Insecta; Coleoptera; Chrysomelidae
Gene: Myeov2
Product: COP9 signalosome complex subunit 9
Exons: 3
Coding region: 71-250 (59 amino acids)
Biological process (GO): negative regulation of protein neddylation
Source: RefSeq, a predicted model, not a curated record